GUUCGCUAGCUCACAGUAAGGACCGCAACAAGUGAAUGAUGAAACGAACAUAAUGCAAGCCCUUCUACGUUCUCGCUCAGGCCAUAUACGGUCGGUUCUGAGACAAAGACCGUGGAAUUGCACCAAACCCCACCCGAUCCCCGUUUCCUCCAGUUUCUCGAGACAUGCGACGACCACCACGCCAACGGCAGCAUCUAUCACUAGAAAACUCGAUUUGUUAGCGCUUGACAAGAAAUGGCAGGCAAAAUGGCAAGCGGACUCUGCCAAUUGUCAAUCUGAACGCAAUACUGCGGGAGAUACCCAGGGAACAGAAGCGAAGCCCAAGUCUUACGUUCUGUCUAUGUUCCCUUACCCGUCGGGAACCUUACACAUGGGCCAUCUGCGGGUGUAUACCAUCUCAGAUGUGCUGGCUCGGUUCUAUCGCAUGCGAGGACACGAUGUUCUACAUCCAAUGGGGUGGGAUGCAUUCGGGCUGCCAGCAGAGAAUGCGGCGAUUGAGCGGGGGAUAGACCCGGCGGAAUGGACCAACAGCAACAUGUCGAAGAUGAAGGAACAGUUACGGAGCAUAUCGACCUCUUUCGACUGGGAGUCUGAAUUCGCGACUUGCUCACCGGAAUUCUACGAACACACGCAACGGAUAUUUUUAAUGCUAUACGAGAAGGGCCUCGCAUAUCAGGAUGAAGCGGUCGUGAACUAUGAUCCCGUAGACAAAACGGUACUCGCGAAUGAGCAGGUUGAUGCCAACGGUUGCUCGUGGCGCUCCGGCGCGAAGGUCGAAAAACUGAAACUUAAACAGUGGUUUUUUCGUAUUACAGCUUUCAAGGAAAUGCUCCUCAAGGACCUGGACUCCUUGUCUGGCGAAUGGCCAGAACGUGUGCUCUCAAUGCAGAGAAACUGGCUAGGAAAGUCGCAGGGCGCGAACAUCCGAUUCCCAGUCGCCAUUGAUGGCAAGCAAGUCGCAAAUACUGACAUCGGCGUGUUCACAACACGACCGGAUACUCUUUACGGAGUUGAGUACCUCGCCUUGUCUCUGAAUCAUCCCCUCGUCCUAGAGUCCACGAAGAAGGACUUUGAGCUGCAGAAGUUCCUCGACACUGCUGCUUCGCUUCCAGCAGAUUCGAAAGCUGGCUACAAAUUGACUACCCUGACUGCCUCCCAUCCUUUACAUGUUAUUGAUAAGGAAAGUCCUCACGUUGCUCGGCAGCUACCUAUCUUUGCAGCGCCCUACGUUUUGAGUGACUAUGGUGAAGGCGCAGUGAUGGGAGUCCCUGGUCACGAUGCUCGAGAUCUUGCGUUUUUCAAGGAGAACGUAAACCCGGAGUCUAUACCUGUUGUCAUCGGGCCUCGACGGGAAGGCAAGCCAGACGAAUCAAAGACCAGUGUCGUUUCGUCGAAUGACGCAAAGGCAUUCACGCAGGAAGGUUAUCUCAAUUCCAUGUGUUGGAAGUACCAGGAUCUACAUUCCAGUGACGCCAAGAAGCAGAUCGUUAACGAUCUCAAGCAACUUGGCCGCGGGGACUUUGUGGAACAAUGGAGACUGAGAGACUGGCUGAUCAGCCGACAGCGUUACUGGGGUACUCCGAUUCCCAUCAUCCAUUGUGAUAGUUGCGGUCCUGUUCCCGUCCCGUCAGAUCAGCUUCCCGUCAAACUACCCAAGAUCGAAGGCGACUGGCUGAAGGGCAAGAAGGGCAACCCUCUCGAAUCAUCGCACGACUGGGUGAACACGCAAUGCCCAAGCUGCGGCCACUCAGCCAAGCGAGACACGGAUACCAUGGACACCUUCGUUGACUCUUCGUGGUACUAUCUCCGAUUCUUGGACCCAAAAAACAAACAAUCGCCCUUUUCGCCUUCUGUGGCGCGACCGGUUGAUAUCUACGUUGGCGGCGUUGAGCACGCGAUCUUGCACCUUCUCUACGCCCGGUUCAUCUACAAAUUUCUCUCAGAGUCCGAAUUAUUUCCAGAGUUAGCUCGCGCUGGAAAUGUGUCGGGUCCAUUUGAACCCUUCAAGUCCCUCCUUUCACAGGGUAUGGUGCAUGGCAAGACAUUCUCGGAUCCAUCUACAGGCAAAUUCCUCCUUCCUUCCGAGCUGGACCUGUCAAAUCCAGAUAAACCACUUAUCAAAGGAACGCAAGUUACGCCAGCGAUAUCCUUUGAAAAGAUGUCGAAAAGUAAGCACAACGGUGUCGACCCGACUGGGUGUGCUUUGAAGUAUGGCGCAGAUACUAUUCGCGCCCAUGUCCUCUUUUCCGCCCCGGUCAGCGAGGUGCUGGAAUGGGACGAGACGAAGAUUGUUGGUAUGGAGCGCUGGUUUGGCCGGCUCUGGAAGCUCGUUACUGACACCCAGAAAACGUUGUCUUCUUCAUCAAUUGCGUUGGGCAUAUCGGACUUGAAGGCAUCUUCCGGCCAUGCGCUUGCGCUGCCCGGGGCCCUCCAACGCCUGGCUGAUGGUGAUGCUAACGCUCUCCUUACCACACAUCGAACCAUAUGUUCCAUCACCAACUGCAUUGAGACCAAUCGCUAUGGCCUGAACACCGUCGUUUCUGACCUGACCAAGCUGACCAAUGCUCUUGUAUCAUCCACCCCCACCUCACCCGAAGUUCUCUACCUGACUGUUUCGUCCCUACUUCGUCUACUCUCGCCAAUUGCUCCGGCUCUUGCCUCCGAGUGCUGGGAGAUCCUAAACGGCUCGGUGGUGACGCGGAACUCAGCCGACGCCGCUUCGGAAACGGCAGCUAUCCCAAGUAUAUUCGACUGCAACUGGCCCACACCCCUUUUGGCUCCCGCCGAGGCCAACAUACUGUCCGCACGAGGAGGGCAGACUGUUGCGGUUCAAGUUAACGGGAAAUUGCGAUUCAGUGUGAACAUCCCACAGCGACUUUCGCCCACGACCACCGAAGCCAACGCGAACACCACAGAUGAACAAGACUGGAUUAUCAGUCGCAUUCUAGAAACCGACGAAGGACGAACAUGGCUGCGGGAGAAGAACGACUGGGAGAAGCGGCGACGAGUAAUUGUUGUCAAAGGCGGCAAGGUGGUCAAUGUUGUAUUUUAGAAGCGACAUCAUAUCGCCAGAAGCUUCGAAUCAUGUUCCGUGUUUCACGCGAAGCAUGCGCUGCUUAUUAUUCGGAAAAAUUGUACUAUAGAUAGAAGACAUCCUAAUGGGGUGAAUAGAAUAUACCCACUCCGAUCUCAAGAAGCGAAACAAAAAUUGUGGUUCGUGCACAUUGUUGUCUCGAAAUCAGUAGAAAUUCCACCCAAGUUUGAAG
Messenger RNA from Aspergillus fijiensis CBS 313.89, 3266 nucleotides. RefSeq names its product leucine--tRNA ligase NAM2. Gene Ontology annotation, molecular function: ATP binding; leucine-tRNA ligase activity; aminoacyl-tRNA deacylase activity. Gene Ontology annotation, cellular component: mitochondrion. NCBI's taxonomy places the organism in Eukaryota, Fungi, Ascomycota, Eurotiomycetes, Eurotiales, Aspergillaceae. Gene Ontology annotation, biological process: leucyl-tRNA aminoacylation; mitochondrial translation. The coding region runs from base 53 to 3052 and encodes 999 amino acids. The record is from RefSeq and is a predicted model, not a curated record. The transcript has 3 exons.